Molecule: messenger RNA, 3376 nt
Organism: Cavia porcellus (domestic guinea pig)
Lineage: Eukaryota; Metazoa; Chordata; Mammalia; Rodentia; Caviidae
Gene: Spidr
Product: scaffold protein involved in DNA repair
Exons: 20
Coding region: 124-2964 (946 amino acids)
Biological process (GO): double-strand break repair via homologous recombination; regulation of establishment of protein localization to chromosome
Cellular component (GO): nuclear chromosome; nucleoplasm
Source: RefSeq, a predicted model, not a curated record
GGUGCGGGCGAGAAGAGGAGGCGGCGCGGGCGAGAAGAGGAGGCGGUGCGGGCGAGAAGAGGAGGCGGCGCGGGCGAGAAGAGGAGGCGGCGCGGGCGAGAAGAGGAGGCGGCGCGGGCGGAGAUGCCCCGCGGCGGCCGCGCUUGCGGGCUAAAGAGGAAAAGGAAUUGGGAUACAGGGUUCUCAUCCUUUCUAGAAAAGAGACAACUGCAAAGAACAGAUCUCAGGACAGUGGGAGCAGCUGCCUCCCUCUCUGAAGCUUGGCUCAAGUGUGGAGAAGGAUUUCAGGGCACUUCUGGUAGUCAGUCAUUAACAAAUGAAAAGGCAGCAACCGUAGGAAGGCACCUUGAAUUUUCUCCAAGAUCGAAAAAAGCAGACACUAUCACCAAUAAGAGUACCACUGAGCUUACAGAUAUAACAUGGAGUUCCAGUGGAAGUGAUCUGUCAGAUGAAGAUAGAAUACUUUUUAAAUCACAAAAAGAUAACGGACGUGGCUUUAGAGUAGACAGAUUUUGUAACAGGAAUAUUUUAGGUCCAGAAGAUGGGGCCAGUGAAGAUGAAUUACAGUUUAUCGACUGGGAGGGCGACAGUGACAGGGAAGAUGCUAGUGAAUAUAAUGAAUGUGAAGAUGAGGACGGUGCUGUGGAAAUCUCAGAUUGUGCUUCUUGUGCUAGUGGUCAUUCUUUGCCAAGUGAUGAGAAGAUACCUGAGCUUCCUAAGCCAAUUUCUACAGAAAUUUUGGAGUAUUCAUCACAUAGUGAGAAAGAAGACGAUCCCGAGAAUGUUGUAUUCAUUGAUUCUGAAUCCCCUCAUAAGUACCAUGUUGAUGUUGGACUGGAUACAAGGCAGAUAAUGGACACAGUGAUCAACCCAAGGGUGAAAUCAACAGAAUCCAUCUUGUAUACACCCCAGAAACAGGCAGCUAAGCCUUCUAGGACUCCAGAAGACUCAGCAAAGAAGAAGAAACUUUUAAGAGGCGGGCUAGCAGAAAGACUAAAUGGACUACAGAAUCGAGAGAGAUCUGCUGUUUCUUUGUGGAGACAUCAGUGUGUAUCAUAUCAAAAGACUCUUUCAGGUAGAAAAUCUGGUAUAUUAAUUGUGAAAAUUUUAGAGCUCCAUGAGGAAUGCACCAUGCAAGUUGCCAUGUGUGAGCAGUUAGCAGGCCCGACAUCCUCCAUGCCUUGCCAAGGUGUGACCCCUGCACCUGGAGGUAAUCUGAAAGUUCUCUUUACACGGGAAACUGCACGCUACCUCCAGGGACGUCCCCAGGACAUCAUCCACAUUUUCCCUCCCUGGCAAAAGCUUAUUAUCCCAGAUGGAAGUUGUCCUGUUAUCCUGAAUACUUAUUUUUGUCAGAAAUUUGUUGCUAAAGAAGACCCAGAAACAACUCAGACAGUAUACUGUCGGGAUAUACCCCUUCCAAGAAGAAACAUCACUUUGGCUCAAAUGUUUAGAAUUAAGGAAAUAACCAAUCAUUCACCUGAAAUCCAGGUUGUACAUGGUAGCCUGGCCACCACAAGUACAUGCUGGACACCUGGGCAUGAAGAGGCAAAGCAACACCUCACAGCUAGCACUUCCUCAAAGGAUUCUCUCCUGGAUGUGGUAGAAAGCCAGGGAGCUGCCCCAUAUUCAGAAGUGGGGGUUCAAGUGGUGGUACAGAGAGUUUACUUCCUUCCUGCCAGAGAUACCACCAGAGGCCAGCAGGACAACUUAGGGCAUGCAAACCAACCUGGAACUCGAGUCUGCCUUCUGGUGCAAGACGCUUAUGGAAUCUUUGGUGAGGUGCACUUGGAGGGUGCUGUUUUGAAGGACACAGAGUUGGAAGGGCAUGUCUGCAGUCUGGUGGGCAUGAAGGUCCUACAGAAGACCACCAGAGGAAGGACACCAGGGCUCUUCAGUUUGCUUGACACUCUGUGGUCCCCAGUGAUGCCUCUUAAAGCCCCUGGCCACAGCCAGCCCUGCAGAGAGGUGAAAACUCAUCUGUCCCCUCCUGCGUUCUGUUACGUCUUCUCAGCUCAGCACAGUCUAGCACAUACUGAUAUCAUUGAAGAAGAUCCCAUUUCUAAGCUUUAUCAGCCUCCAGUUCUCCAUUGUUUAAGAGAAAUUCUCCAGACUGACAACCUGGGUGCUCGGUGCAGUUUCUGUGCAAGGUUGAUUUAUCAAAGACCACAGUUAAAGAACCUGCUUCUUUUGGAGCAAAGGGAGAUAUGGCUGCUUGUGACUGACAUCAGCCUGCAAACAAAGAAUCAGAGUGGCCCCCACCUCCCCAAAACCCUGCCAGUCUGUGUGACUUCCUCGUGCGUGCUGUGCCCAGAAGUUCUGCAAGCACUCACCAUGGCCACACCUCACAGCAUCUUCUUCAAGGACGCUCUCAGAGACCAGGGUCGGAUUGUUUGUGCUGAGCGGACUGUCCUCUUGCUUCAAAAGCCCCUUUUGUGUGUGGGCUCUGCUGCUAACUCCUGUGAGCUGACUGGCCCAGUGAAGCUGGAUGAACUGGACUCUCUCACCCCUGUCAACUCUAUUUGUAGUGUACAAGGCACUGUGGUUGGUGUGGAUGAGACCACCGCUUUCUCCUGGCCUGUGUGUGACCACUGUGGCAACGGGCGAUUGGAACAAAGGCUGGAAGACAGAGGCGCCUUUUCCUGUGGCGACUGUUCCCGGGUGGUUACAUCUCCUGUUCUCAAGAGGCACCUGCAAGUCUUUCUGGACUGCCACACCCUGCCCCAGUGCAGGGUGAAGGUCAAGCUGUUGCAGAGCACCAUUUCUUCACUGCUGAGGUUUGCUGCCUGCGAGGAUGGGAGUUACGAAGUGAAGAGUGUCCUCGGGAAGGAGGUGGGGUUGUUAAGUUGUUUUGUCCAGUCCAUAACCACCCACCCAACCAGCUGCAUUGGAUUGGAGGAAAUCGAGCUUCUGAGCGCAGGAGCAGCUCCUGAGGAACGCCUGCCGUGGCCGGUGGAUCUGUGAACUUUGCAAGGGUGGGGGCUGUUCAGGUAGUUAUUUGUUAACUAUGGACAGAGCAAAUAGAUUUUAUGAUCUCAAAAUAAAAGUUUAAGCUUUCCUGAGGGCAAAUUUAAGAUAGUUUUGUAAAUUCUAAAUUAAAAUGUUUCCUAUUUUUCAUUACCUUUCUAUAAAAUUCAUAAAAUUGAAGAACAUGUUUCUAAAGGUCAGCUCAGCCUGGAGUCUUAUUUUGUAUUUAUCUUAGGCAGUAAUCAUCUGUCUGAAAGAAUUAUGUUGCAGUUGUAAAGUAUUUAAUUAUUUACCAUGAUUCAUCUUUUCCUUGUAUUUGUUUUAACCCCUCCCCAAGAAUACUCUGGAAAACUUAAAAUUUUAGGUCCCAUUUUGUGGAAUGGUACAAUAAAUAAAUGUCUGAGUUAAA